Stylonychia lemnae is the source of this 1491-nucleotide messenger RNA. NCBI's taxonomy places the organism in Eukaryota, Ciliophora, Spirotrichea, Sporadotrichida, Oxytrichidae. The record is from the annotation of a GenBank genome assembly.
AUGGCAUUUGUAGAUCCCUUUCUUUUGACAGUCACCCUCGUCAUGACUAUCCUUUUGGUUGUGGGAAAUAUAUAUUUUGUUGCAAAAUACGCUCACCCAGCUGACUCCUCAUUCGAUUUCAAGGUAGUCGCAUUUGUUUGCGCUGAGUGCUAGAUUCUAUUGUUGCCCUUAGACGUGUCUAAUUUCAGGAAUGGUACAAAUGUUGACAUGAAAAUAUUUUGGUACAUCAUCUAUAUGACUGCAGCCUUUUUUAUCAUCAUAAUUUUACCUUUCGCCUUAUUUUUCUAUGAAUCAGAUGAGGACAAAACAUUUAAACUCAGACUCUGGACUGCUUUAAAGUAUGAGAUUCUGCUAAUUGUGAUUGUCAGUAUCAUUUUGUUUGGAUCAUUUGCGGGACUCAGAUACGCUCAGCUGCCAUUGGUGGCCAACACUUGCAGAUUCACUUUCACAGACUCUUCUCAAUUCUUUUUGGCUGAGAUCAAUUCAAGUACCUCUGGAUGUGUGAGAACAGAUGAGCAACUUUAGAUUACUGUAUCAUUUCCAAUAUACCUAAUUGGAAUCACCUGCUGGUUCGGAUGGUUUUUCCUAAUCUUCUUUUUGGGGUCUGGAUUGUCAGCUCUUCCAAUUGAUCUGAUCAACUAGUUCAGAUUUAGACCUUAGCCCAUGAAUGAACAAGAAUUCAAUAACUGUAAGCAUGAAUUAGCAAAGAAAGUUGAGCGUCUUCUUCAAAUCGGCAAGUCCUUGCUUGAAGAUAAGCAGAGAUCAGAUUCAAUGAGUGGAUUUGGUGGAUGGAGAGAAAGAAGAGCAGUUGGUAGGAGACAAAACGAGUUCGAGGCAAACUGUAUUCUGGCAGAAAAGGAAUUCUAGAGACUAGACAAUACAGCUCAGUUUAGGAAUAAAGUUGAGCCUUUGCUCUAUUACUUCAAAUUGUUAUUAGGAAUGUGUUCAAUAGUGAUUUCUCUCAUUUUCGUGAUACAUUUGUUCAUCUAUCUACUUCUGAAUAUCAAUGACAGACCAGUGCAUCCUUUCAUCAAUAACUUGCUGGAGUCACUUGAGAACUCGAAGGCAAGCGUGUUUUCCACAGUUCUCUUUGCCUUCAUUGGGUAUUACUUCAUGUUUGCUGCUAUAAAGGGUAACGUGAGAAUAGGAAUGAGAUGCUUCUGUUUUACUUUUUACCCCUUGAUGCCUAAUGAGACAUUUGUUAAUUCUUUUAUCUUCAAUGCUUUGAUUAUGAACAUUUGGAUGUUCUCACUGAUUUAGUUCCUUACAGACAUGUUCAAAGAUUAUGUUAGACAGACUAGCAUAAGCAUGAUUUUCUCAGUCUAGAUAAAGAAUAUGAACUUCUACCAAUACUUUUUGAGACAUAAUGUGUUUAUCUAUGUUUUGACUGGUUGGUUUUUCAUAAGUCUUGUGUAUUUCAUCCUCAAACCUGUGGAAAGAAUCAAUGUUGGCCAACAGCUCAAGAAGAAAGAUCUUGCUGCAAGAGCUUGA